Messenger RNA from Mercurialis annua (annual mercury), 1266 nucleotides. RefSeq lists its product as uncharacterized. The record is from RefSeq and is a predicted model, not a curated record. The transcript is spliced from 3 exons. Lineage: Eukaryota; Viridiplantae; Streptophyta; Magnoliopsida; Malpighiales; Euphorbiaceae. The coding region runs from base 1 to 1266 and encodes 421 amino acids.
AUGGCUAUUUCUCUUCAAGGUAGACUGCAAGGGGGAUUGCCCUCUACUACGGAGAACAGCCCAAGGGAGCACCUUAAAGCGGUAGAGCUUCGAAGUGGGAGAAACUUAGAAAAAGCCAAUGGUAAGAAACACGUUGUGGAGGAGGAUGAGCCUCAAGCGGUUGUUGACAUAGCAAGCUCAAGUCAAGAGCUACUAAAGGAAUGUGAGGAAGUGGCUAUCAAUGUUGAAGAGCCUUAUGUGAGGCCACCACCACCGCCACCUUUGGCGAAUGCACUACGAGAGAUGCCGCAAUAUGCCAAGUUCUUGAAGGACAUCAUUACCAACAAACGGAGUUGGGAUAGUGGCGCAACGGUUCCAAUUCCGGAAGUGUGUAGCUCAAUUAUUUUGAAUGAUCUACCGGCCAAGUUGAAGGACCCAGGGAGUUUUUCUAUACCUUGCACUAUAGGCACUAUGAGUUCAAUAAAUUGCUUAUGUGAUAUUGGUUCUAGUAUUAAUCUCAUGCCUCUAACUCUUUUCAGGGCACUAUGUGGAGAUAAAACUGUGAAGAACACCUCGAUGGUACUCCAACUAGCAGAUCAUUCAUUGAAGAGGCCGUAUGGGAUUGUUGAGGAUGUUCUUGUGAAGGUUGAUAAGUUCAUAUUCCCGGUUGACUUUGUUAUUUUGGAUUAUGCAGUGGAUAAGGAAUGCCCAAUUAUCUUAGGGCGGACCUUUAUGAACACCGGGAGAGCCUUGAUUGAUGUCCAUGGUGGGAAAUUGUCUUUGAGAAUUGAUGAAGAAACGAUUGAGUUUUUUAUGAAGAAAGUCAUGAGGAGUACCAUCGAGGAGGAAGAAUGUAUGCGGAUGGACUUGGUUGAUGAAGUGGUUGAGGAGCAACUAAGAUUGAACUUUGAGAGGCUUAAUGAUGGCUUGGACGGGAAUUUAGGACAGAAAAAAUGUUCAGAAGCUUGUUUCUCACGAAAUCAUGCUUUUUCUUCCGAAACAGAAUUCCAUAAAAGAAGCAGUGAGAAGGGAGAAACACCAUGUUUCGUUACUUUCUACUCCGAUGAGCAUAAUGAUGAAUAUUCAGAAGAAGAUGAGCCGGAACAAAAUAAUUUGACCAAGAAUGAAGGAAUUACUCCUCCUUCCUCCGUUGUGCCACCAAUCGUGGAAAUGAAACCAUUGCCAUCACAUCUCCGGUACGCCUUCGUUGGGGAAAACAAAACUCUCCCGAUCAUCAUUCUGAUAAGUUAUCGGAGAUUCAAGAGAAGCGAGUGGUUCAAGUGGUAA